This is a messenger RNA of Closterium sp. NIES-65, 231 nucleotides long. NCBI's taxonomy places the organism in Eukaryota, Viridiplantae, Streptophyta, Zygnematophyceae, Desmidiales, Closteriaceae. The record is from the annotation of a GenBank genome assembly.
AUGAACCGUGUGUUACUGCGGACUGUCGGCAUCGUGGGAGGAGGCUUCGUGGCCGUUUCCGUCACGUCGUCGCUGUGCCUGAGAGUUGCGACUGCAGUGCUGGAAAAACGACGAGUCAAGACUGCCCCCCCUUGCACCGUGUGUCAAGGCAAGCGGUUUUACCCGUGUCAGUUGUGCCGAUCAGCGGGGAAGAUUCAGUGGAGUCCUUUAGCUGACCCUUGCUCAUAUUGA